CGGCCCAUUUUCAGAGCCUUCGGCCCACCAUAGACUCCCUGUCAUCCGCGACCAGCCACCAGCCGCGAGCCGCCGCCUCGGCUCCGCCGCCUUGCUCCGUGCUCCAGUGCUCCGCUCCUCCUCCCUUCGCCCCUACGGCUCUCGGCGGUGAUCCUCACGGCAUCGGCGCCUUUCCAUCGCCUGCGGCUGGCCCCGCGGAGCGCGGGUAGGGCGCUCGGCAGCUCGCUCGACGCCGUUGCGCCGACCGGUGGUGCCGGCUCGUCCUCGGCGCCGGCGGCUUGGGCUCCCGCGCACCCUCCUUCGUCGGCACAACGGCAGAAAACGAAGCUACAGAGAUACGUUGGUUGGUAUCUUGGUGAAUUCAGGGUUUAUUGCUGAUUAGGAGAAAUUCCUUGUUGAAUAUGUCAGAGACUCACGAGAAAGAUAAGCAAUUUGAGAAAGAAGGAGAAGAAGGGGAAGAGGAAGAGUAUGUCUUGCUUGAGUUGGAUGAUUGUCUUUAUUCCGACGUGCAACCAAAUGCUUCAUAUGUGCUCUCUGGUCUGGAUACAUUGACUCCUACCUUGAUACUAGGUGAUGGCCUGAAAAUGAUUGGAGAAUACCAAGAGACUAUUGGCACAUGCUAUUUGUUCUCAGAAACAAAUGCUCCACCAAAACCCAUUCACGGUGAGAUGGCACCUCCUGAAGAAAACAAGGACAAGCAAGCCAGCUGUAGCAAGGAAGUGCCAUCAAAGGAGGUGAAGCAUCUCGCAAGCGUUCAGAAGAUCCUCAAAUUUCGCUCUAUCAAUGCGGAUCAUGAGCAGCGUAGAGCCUACAGGGAUAAUGAGAGAGAAAUUUGAAACAGAACUUGUAGCGUUUUUUUUUUCUCAUCACCAACUUGUACAGUAUUUAUGCUCAUCUCACUGUGGUCCUCUAAUAUUAUUCUCAUCUUACUGUGACGCUGUCUAGCUUGGUUUAGCUUGGAAAGUUGCAAUAUAUGCGAAACUCUUUUGCCUCACUGUAAACAUCUGAGAGGCUUAAAAAAAUCGAGCAUCAUGGUGGACAAAA
Oryza sativa Japonica Group (Japanese rice) is the source of this 1044-nucleotide messenger RNA. NCBI's taxonomy places the organism in Eukaryota, Viridiplantae, Streptophyta, Magnoliopsida, Poales, Poaceae. The record is from RefSeq and is a predicted model, not a curated record.